UUUGUUCAUAUUUCUCUAGUGGUUAAUUCAUAGUCAUCGAAUUGCGUACUCGAGCGACGAUACCUUUGUGUGUCGUUUUUUUUUUGCUUAGAGCGAAGGGAGUUCGCUUGCCCAGUGGAUGACAACGCUUAGAGACGAAUUCUUGUUUGUUGAUUUGGCGCGAUUUUAAGCCAGAAAGUACUACUCGUUUACGUAAAAAGAUGGCUACACAGGGGGCUGCCCCUCUUGUGGCAUUGGCAGGAGCCCUCGAUGUUGUUGUAACUUCACCCAACGAAGGUAGCGAGCGUUCGCGACCAAUCCAUACGCUCAGUUUUGUCAGCAGUCGUAUUGAUGGCCCACUUCGAAUGUUUAUCGCACAUACCGCAGGUGUAUAUAUAGCAUUUAAAACGUCUCUAGAAGAAAAAGGCGAUAAGCGUCAGCUGAUCUCGCGAUUCUCAAAAUUGUACCGUUCUGCUUUAGCACAGUUAAAUGAGUCUCGAGCAAGCGAAGGGGCCCCACCGCACGUAUUCCGUGCCGUUGAAAGCGUCUGGCAUCUAUGCGAGAUUUUGAUUUUAGAUCCCCAGCCAGCACCAGGAGUACUAAUUCAGCAGCUUCAACAGUGGGCAGCGGCAUGGAGUUCUUCACCGGCUGGCAAGCGAUCCCCGAAAGCAGUUCCUGGCGAUGAUGGCAAUGAUGAAAGCUUCUGGGAUAACUUUACAACUUUAGUUAUGCUUGGUCAAAUCGAGGACGCUUGCUCAAUGUUACGCAGCCACGGAUCAGGCGAUACCGAAGACUUCGUGCUCAUGACGCAAAUACUUCUGUCGAUGCCACUAUUCGGGCAGGACGUUUACAUGGAGUUUCUAACCAAAUGGAACGAGUGGCAGGAAACUGUCCGUCAACUUGUUCAAGGAGAACGCUUUCAGGAUGAACCGCGAUUUUAUUCGGUAUGCCGACUCCUAUAUGGAAGCCCUCAGGAAUUUGAUCGUCGAAAAGACCUAUGUGAUUCGUGGUUUCAGUUUGUUGUUACGAAAGCAGCAUACUCACAGCCAUUACUCAAAGUGGCAGACCUUGCCAAACUUGCUGAUGAGGUUUUAGCCAGUAAGGACUUUUUCAGCGGAGAUUCUUUAAGCCAGCUGGUGCUUUCUCUUCUGCAUGGAGAUCUACAGGCAUUUACCAGGCUCCUCGCCAACUUGGAUGAUCUCUGGUGGACCGGUGCCCACUUAGUGGAUCUUUUGCGCGAAGGAGGUGACCUUCAGUCACGUAACGUACCUCAUGUAGAAGCGUUGCAUGAACAGUUGCUACGUGACUAUGCUUUAUGUUUACUGUCGCAGAGGCCCUUAUGGCAGACUGGUCUAAUGUACCUUCAUCAUUGCAAGCCCGAAAAUAGGCCAAUGCUUAUUCAGGCUGUUAUAAGCGUUCACUGUUCUACACAACAAAAGGCACUCAAGGUGGCCGCUGUAGCUGAAAAUUUAGGGCUGCCUGAAGCAACUUUCGCCAUUUACCGGAUGCAGAGUGUCAAAUGGCUCAAGAAGAACAAGUUAGAUUCGGCGUUGGUUUGGGCAAUACGCUCAAAAAAUUCACCGCUAGUGUCCCGGGUUGCAGAAAUGCUACUUGAAGACUACUUGCGUUCCGGUACUCUCAUCUGUGCCGACCAAUUACGGGGACUUGGUCAGGAAAUGUUGGUAAGCGAAAGACUAAUGUUUCUAGCAAAAUAUGCUGAAUUUUUACGCCUUCGAGACGAAUGCUGUAACAAUGCUGGGCCGGAUAAUCUCGAAGGGGCAGCACGUGCAGCCGAACUGUUGCUCUUUUUAGUUAAUUCCGAAUGGUCCCCAAGAUUUUUCGUUGUUCGCCUGCUUGAGGAUGCAGUUCAACUGCUCGGAGAUGACAAUCUAGUUCCGCAAAACAUUGCGUACUUGCAGAGGCUAAUGGCUUGUCUACAGAGCACGGUAAAAAGACGUCCCGGUGAACUGAAGAAGGAUCUACUGGAUAAGUUGAACUUCGCAUGUGCGAAAAGGACAGCGCAAUCACUAUUAUAUCUCAUGCAGAUACCUAAUGAAAAUAUUAUGCAGACUUAAUUUCCUCAACCGAUGUUUUAUAAAACAUUCAACAAUGCAGGGUCAUUGUUUAUCAGUUUGGAAAUUCGUAUUCUAUAACGAUGAUAAUGAAUUAUUUUAAUAAAAAAUGAAUGAAGUUAAAAAGAGGACCUGUAGCCGUUAUACCAUGUUUACUGUAUUGUCAAUGCGAGAAUCAUGCCUUUGAAAAAAU
Messenger RNA from Varroa destructor (honeybee mite), 2244 nucleotides. It is a transcript of the gene Nup75, whose product is annotated as nuclear pore complex protein Nup75. NCBI's taxonomy places the organism in Eukaryota, Metazoa, Arthropoda, Arachnida, Mesostigmata, Varroidae. Gene Ontology annotation, biological process: mRNA export from nucleus; positive regulation of DNA-templated transcription; protein import into nucleus. The record is from RefSeq and is a predicted model, not a curated record. Gene Ontology annotation, molecular function: structural constituent of nuclear pore. Gene Ontology annotation, cellular component: nuclear pore outer ring.